AUGCCCUCCCUCAGUGAGAAGCCCAAGACGGCCAUCGUCGUCGGCGCCGGCGCCGGCGGCGUAGCUCUCGCCGCCCGCCUCGCCAAAGCAGGCUUCUCCGUUACCGUCGUCGAAAAGAACUCCUUCACCGGCGGCCGCUGCUCCCUCAUGCACCACGAGGGCCACCGCUUCGACCAGGGGCCCUCCCUCUUCCUGCUCCCCCAGCUCUUCCACGAGACCUUCCGCGACCUCGACACCACCAUGGCGGACGCUGGCGUCGACCUGCUGCGCUGCGAGACCAACUACAACAUCUGGUUCCACGACGGCGAGCUCUUCCGCCACUCCUCCGACCUCGCCGCCAUGAAGUCCCAGAUCGAGCGCUGGGAGGGCAAGGACGGCUUCGAGCGCUACCUGCAGUGGUUGCGGGAGGCGCACACCCACUACGAGGUCUCGGUGCGCGAGGUGCUGCACAAGAACUUUAGCAAGCUUGUCAAUCUGGCAAGGCCGCGGUUCGUGAGGCAUGUGGUGUCGCUGCACCCGCUGGAGAGCAUCUGGAGCAGAGCGAGCCGGUAUUUCUGGACCGAGAGGUUGAGGAGGGUGUUUACCUUUGCUGUUAUGUACAUGGGCAUGUCUCCGUUUGAUGCGCCGGCGACGUACUCUCUGCUGCAGUACACCGAGUUUGCGGAGGGAAUUUGGUAUCCCCGCGGUGGCUUCCACUCGGUGGUCGCAGCGCUGGUUCGUAUUGGUGAGAGUCUGGGGGUGAAAUACCGUCUCAACACGCCGGUAUCAAAGGUCUUGACAGACGGCCAGAAGGCGACUGGUGUCAUUCUCGAAUCAGGGGAAUCACUCACAGCAGACGUCGUGGUCGUGAAUGCCGACCUCGUCUACGCUUAUGGCAACCUCCUCCCUCAAACUCCCACAAUAACCAACUACUACGAGUCGCUGCAAAAGAGGGAGCCAAGCUGCAGCUCAAUCUCCUUCUACUGGUGCCUUGACCGCAAGGUCCCCGAGCUGUCCACGCACAACAUCUUCCUGGCGGAGCAGUACCAAGAGUCGUUCGACGCAAUCUUCAAGCGUCACUCACUUCCCGAUGAGCCCAGCUUCUAUGUCAACGUCCCGAGCCGCGUGGAUCCCUCCGCGGCGCCCGAGGGCAAGGACACCGUCAUCGUCCUCGUGCCAAUCGGCCAUCUCUCACGCUCAAAGAACGACGACGGGCUGACGACGGAUGAGAAGGACUGGGAUUCCAUCGUUUCCAAAGCCCGUUCCAUGAUUCUCUCAAUCGUCAGCGAGCGCACAGGCUGCCCGAACAUAGGCGACAUGAUCACCCAUGAGAUCGUUAACACGCCCCUGACGUGGGAGGAUAAGUUCAACCUCGACAAGGGCGCAAUUCUCGGCCUUAACCACGGCUUCUUCAACGUCUUGGCCUUCCGCCCGAAGACGCGUGCAGAGGGGCUGGAGAAUGCUUACUUUGUGGGUGCUAGCACGCAUCCCGGAACCGGUGUGCCUAUUGUGCUGGCGGGAGCCAAGAUUACGGCAGAGCAGAUUCUAGAUGACCGCAGGCUGGAGGUUCCAUGGGCCCGGGGUUUCAACGGCAUGUUGCAGCCGCAGUCGGCGUCACCGGGAAACAAGAAAUUGGAUACGGUGCGGUAUGGUUUCCACUUUGGAUCAGAGGAGGUAGCUAUUCUGCUAAUUGGGUUGUUCUUGGCAAUUGGUUAUUUUGUCAUGUUGCCGACUGUUCAAAGCUACGUUUGCUAG
This is a messenger RNA of Colletotrichum chrysophilum, 1734 nucleotides long. It is a transcript of the gene AL1, whose product is annotated as phytoene dehydrogenase AL-1. NCBI's taxonomy places the organism in Eukaryota, Fungi, Ascomycota, Sordariomycetes, Glomerellales, Glomerellaceae. Bases 1 to 1734 code for a protein of 577 amino acids. The record is from RefSeq and is a predicted model, not a curated record. Gene Ontology annotation, biological process: carotenoid biosynthetic process. Gene Ontology annotation, molecular function: oxidoreductase activity. The transcript has a single exon.